AAAUUUAGUAACCAAUAAGUAGUCGGUAACUAGAAGGAACUAACACGGGUUUUCCUUGAAAGCGAUUAACCAUUUUUUUCAUCUUUAUUGGUGUUUAUUUUAGACAAUCUUUAUUUAGUUGUUGAAUAAAAUUCAAGUAUAAUCUUGUGAUACUUUCGUUUAAUUGUCUUGUGUAAAGUUUAUUGUUUUCUGUUGUUUUUAUCUAUAGUAAUGAAGUCAAAGAAACAUAAGAAACAUAAGGAUCAUCAUAAAUCUGGAUGUGAAGAUAGUCCAUUUGAGCAGAGACCGCUGAAACUUGUUCUCAAAGUUGGUUCAUCGUCUUCUUCAAAUAAUUUAGCCACUGCAAAGAAAAAGAAAAAGUCUAAAAAACAUAAACAUGGACAUCAUCGUUCUCAUCAUUCUCACCAUCAUCAUAGGCAUCAUAGAAGAAGCUCAUGCAGCCAUCAUUCAAAAUCAUCAUCAUCAUCACAACAUCAUACUAGCAGUGAACAACCACCAUAUGUAACACCACUUUCAAUCAAAACUCAUCCAAUUCCUACUGAAGUUAAUGAAGUUUUACCCUCUAAAUCACCUCCACCCCCACGGCUUGUUUCCACUGGUGGAAAAACAGGCAGCAAAUCUCAAUUUAUCCAGUUUUUGGGACAUCUUUUGAAAUUGCUUCAAAAGCGGGAUAUGCAUGACUUUUUUGCAUGGCCAGUUACUGACAUGAUUGCUCCAGGUUAUUCAUCUAUAAUUUCUCACCCUAUGGAUUUUGAUACAAUGAAAAAGAAGAUUGCCCAGGGACUUUAUGAAACAUUGGAUUCUUUUCGGUCGGAUGUUAAACUAAUUUGUGACAAUGCCAUGGUUUACAAUAUGCCUGAAACCAUCUACUAUAAGGCAGCGCGAAAAUUAUGGCAUUAUGCUAGAUGCAAAAUUUUCAACAAAAACAUUAUUCCUGAGUUAGCCAAACCUUAUCCUGAUUUAAGUCCAGGUCAACUUGGCUAUGAUAUGGAAGAAAGUCCAAUAAUGGAGAUUGACUCUUCAAUUCAAACAGUGCCAGGUAUUGAAAACUCACAACAAGACAGCUGUACGGACCCGCUAAAACUUCCAGAUAAAGAAAUGAAUGAUUUCAGUGAAAUUGAACUGAUUGAUGACGAAGAGCUGACUGCAGAACAGAUUUUAGCUCACGUGAAAAAAUCUGCAAAAAUAGCUGCUGAUAGAUUAACGUUGGAAAGACCGGAAGGGUCACAUUUAAGUUUCCUACGGCAGAAAAAUGAUGGAACCACAACAUUGGGUAUUAUUGGAAGUCAAGGCAAAGAAAAGACAGUAACAUUAGGAAGUUUAGUUGGUCAAAUAUCCGAUGGUAUUUCAUGUUUACCACCCUACAAAGAACCUGAAGCAAAUCGAGUUAAAAUGAUGGAUUCCGUCACUAUAACACCUUUCUCAUCAUUCUUACCCUCAAUGGAUUCGACCUUUGCCACUCUUAGUAAAGAAGAAACUCAAUUGUUGACAUCAACUUAUGGAGAAGAUGAAAUCGGCCUACAUUAUACACAAAGUCUACUAUCAUUUGCAAAUGAUAAUGACUAUGUUAUGAAUAUGGUUGGAUCUUUACUUGAAGUUCUAACUCAUGGUCAGCAUGGUAAAACGAUGCAUAAGUUGAAAGAUUUGCAAAAGGAAAAGGAGAGAGAAAAGGAAAAAGAGAAAGAGAAAGCAAAAGAGAAAGAAAAAGAGAGAGAAAAAGAACGAGAAAAAGAGAAAGAAAGAGAAAGAGAGAAAGAAAAGAAAAAAGAAGAGGAAAAAGAGAAAGACCAAGAAAAAGAUGGGGAUAAAGAGUCAGAAAAGGAAAAGGAGAAAGAUGGAGAUAAAGAUAAAGAUAAGAAAAAGGACGAUGAAACUGAAAAAGCCAGGAACAAAGAACAAACCAAAGACAAUACUGAUAUGGACAUUGAAAUGAUAGCCAUCGAUACAAGUUCGGAUGAUAUUCAACCUCAAUUAGAUAAAAGUUCUCAGCUUAUAAAUGAAUUACAAUCCAUCAAUCAUCAACGCUUAGCAUCUUCUACUCAACCAAUACCACCAUCUGAUGAUGAAAUGAAAUUAGCUAACCUAUUAUGUGACAAACUAACGACAUUCAUAAGUUCUCAUACAACACCAGCUGACAUCAGUGAUCCUAGAGCUAUCAGGAAAGCCUUGGGAAUACAAAUCAAAUCAGAAAACCAUUGAGUCUCAUCAUAAUUCACAUUCAUUUUCAGCAUCUUGAUCAUAUUAAUAUUUAAAGAUUUUGACCAUUCAAAAUCGUAAACUUGAUUGUAGACUCUUUACCUCGCCUUUUGUUUGUAAAACUGUUUUUGAAGUCAUCUCUCUUCGUAACCAGCUGAUCUUGAUACUUUUAUAUCAAAGCUGGUGAUAUAUGAUUAUAAAUUAAUUGUUAUUUAAUCCAAUAUUUGACAAUGAAAACUUACUUUAAUAAACAAAAAGAAUGCUUUUAGCUUAUUCCAAGCUAUCAAGAUAUUAGCUGAUAAAAAAUAA
Tetranychus urticae (two-spotted spider mite) is the source of this 2505-nucleotide messenger RNA. It is a transcript of the gene Brd7-9, whose product is annotated as Bromodomain containing 7/9. Lineage: Eukaryota; Metazoa; Arthropoda; Arachnida; Trombidiformes; Tetranychidae. Gene Ontology annotation, biological process: regulation of transcription by RNA polymerase II. The record is from RefSeq and is a predicted model, not a curated record. Gene Ontology annotation, cellular component: nucleus.